Molecule: messenger RNA, 1005 nt
Organism: Rotaria sp. Silwood2
Lineage: Eukaryota; Metazoa; Rotifera; Eurotatoria; Philodinida; Philodinidae
Source: the annotation of a GenBank genome assembly
AUGUCAAAUUCCAAUGAUAGUGAUGUGAUAUAUAAAGAACGAUUAUCAACUCGUUUAUUUAUUGCUUUAUUAUUUAUACUUAUGAUUUGUAUAAUUAUCUAUUCUUCGCUUUUAUUACAUACAAUCAAUAUGACGGUAACUUGNACGGUUCAUAAUCCUUCUAUGGAGAAAUUUAAAGAUAUUUAUGAUAAAUAUUCUAAUACUUUAACAUGUCCUUGUUCUCAUACCAGUCUACAAUAUAGUGAAUUUGCUAAUUUUCAAGUUACCGUUCAUGAAACUUGCAAUAGUGUAUUUAUUUCACAACAAUGGAUUAAUGAAAUUUAUAAUGCUAAUGUUUCAUUUAUUCCACCAAAUGAUGUUCGAACUAUAUUGAGUAGUUUUUGGCAAUUAGUUCGUUCAUUUUGUGAUAUAAUAAAUGUUUCUCUUGACGAUGUAUUCAGUGAAUUUGGUUCAAAUAAAUUAUUGAGUCUUUCUGCACAAUCUCAACAACUAUUAGAAACAAAAGUCAAAGCAACUCUAGAUUUCGUAAUUAAUUCAGCAAAAAUAAAUCUUAAAAAGAAUCUAGCUAUUGCACGCGAAACAAUUUUGAUUAAUGAACCAAUAUCAAACUUAGCUACUAAUUACUUCAUGUAUAUAAGUAGUGUAACGCCAUAUGGGGCUUGGCCAAUCAAUAUUGAUAUAAAUGCAACAUCCUUCCCAGAUGGCUGUUCUUGCGAGAAUCUUAAUGGAUGUCUACGUUCGGCUGUUAUUUUUGAAUCUGAUCAAAGAUCCAACUUCGCAAAUGUAUCAGGCAUUAUGUUCGAUUGUUUACCAUUAGAUGCUGCACUUGCUUCAUCAUUUGAAUGUUUCUAUGAUUUUUGGUGUUUAUCAUUAAUUAGGAAUGUGUCAAAAACUAAUAUGAGACCAGAGCCACUUCAUAUUCAAAGUCGUUUUGAAUAUAACACUACUUUAAAGAAACUUUUAAAUGAACUUAUGAUCGAACAAACGACAAUGACAAUUCGAUAA